AUGCAUUCCUUCGUGCUUCUUCCCCUCGGCGCGUCUCUUCCUCUGGCUGUGGCGUUGAAGCUCCCGACACUGCCCUCACAGGCCAAUGACAGCCUUCAACCAGUUGCAGCCACCUGGUUUGCGGGCUGGCACGCAACUCAGGGUUUCCCCGUGUCAUCUCUUAGCUGGGACAAGUACACGCAUGUGACAUACUCCUUCGCCGAGACAACGGAAGACGGUGGCCUGACAUUGAACGGAUCCGAGCCCGAGCUUCUCCCCUCGUUCGUCACUGCGGCGAAGGAGCACGGCGUGAAGGCACUUGUCAGUCUGGGCGGGUGGACAGGCUCGAGGUUCUUCUCGACAGCUGUUGGCUCCCCCGAGAACCGUACCGCAUUCGUAGACACGAUCAACGCGUUCGCCGAGGAGUACGAUCUUGACGGUGUUGACUUUGACUGGGAGGCGCCGGUGAACCAAGGCAUUGGCUGCAAUUUCAUCUCCCCUAACGACACCGCCAACUUCCUCGAGCUUCUGCAAGAACUUCGCGCCACUGAGCAGGGCUCUAAGCUCAUCUUGACCGCGGCAGCGGGAAUCGGGCCGUGGGCUGACGAAAACGGCGACUCCGGCACGAACAUGACUGCCUUCGGUGAACUCCUCGACUACAUCGCCAUUAUGAACUACGACAUCUACGGCUCCUGGUGCGAUACCGCGGGGCCGAACGCGCCGCUAUACUCGACUUGCUCUACUCAGAACAACCAGGGCUCAGCCGAGGUCGGUAUUCAAUCGUGGAUCGACGCUGGUGUACCUGCCAACAAGCUUGUUCUUGGUGUCCCUGCAUACGGACACUCGUUCAGCGUAUCGGAGGAGGACGCAUUGACCGCGAACGGCACCCUCAACGCGUACCCUUUGUUCAACGCGAGCUUCCAGCCUGUCGGCGAUAGCUGGGAUGACCCCAACCCCGGCCCCGACGUUUGCGGCAACGCUCAGACCGCUGAGGGCGUGUUCGACAUCUGGGGUCUGGCUGAAGGUGGCUUCUUGAACGCACUGGCAGAGCCCGCGUCGGGCAUUCACUACGAGUUCGAUGGGUGUAGCCAGACGCCCGCGGUCUACAAUGCUACUUCCGGAGUAUGGGUUUCGUACGAGAACGUCCGUUCCUUCACGGCCAAGGGCGAGUUCAUCAAGAAGCUCGGCCUGCGCGGCUUCGCCAUGUGGGAGGCGGGAGGCGAUUACAACGACCUCUUGCUCGACACUAUCCGUAUCCCUACGAUGUCGCGUGCUCUGUGA
Peniophora sp. CBMAI 1063 is the source of this 1260-nucleotide messenger RNA. The record is from the annotation of a GenBank genome assembly. NCBI's taxonomy places the organism in Eukaryota, Fungi, Basidiomycota, Agaricomycetes, Russulales, Peniophoraceae.